CGACGACCGGCGCUGCCGUGGCCGCAAUGGAGUCGCCGCCCACGUCGCCCGCCGCCCGCGGCAAACGCCCGGCGAGCGCCAUGAUCCGCCCCAACCGCAGCUCGAGUCGCCUGAGCAUGAGCAGCAAGAUGGGCGGGAGCCGCGCCUCGGACGACGACACCAAGACGGCCGUCAAAGUCGCCGUCCGCGUGCGCCCCCAACUGAAGCAGGAGGACCCGGGGUACGACCUCAUCCCACAGCGCUUCCGCUCCGCCCGCUGCCACGUCACCUCGCCCUCGAGUCUCGCCGUCGAUCCAGCUGCGGGCGGCCGCAAGGUCUUCGUCUUUGACCGCGUCUUCAGUGAGGACGUAGACCAGGAGGGCGUCUUCGAGUACGUGACCGAGAGCGUCAAUUCUUUCAUUGAGGGCUACAAUGUGUCCAUCCUGGCAUACGGCCAGUCCGGCGCCGGCAAGUCCUACACCAUGGGCACCACCGGGCCCAGCGACCAGAACAACCCGCAGGUCAUGGGCAUCAUCCCCCGCGCAGCCGCACUGCUCUACGAAACCCUCGAGGGACCCAGCAUUCGCCCGCCGGGAUCAGGCAUUCGCCCGCCCAACUCGCGUGUUUCGAGCAUGGGCUCAGUCAACUUCUCCAGCAAGUCUUCCACCAAGAAGAACUGGCAGCUCACCGCGACCUACGUUGAGAUCUACAACGAGCAGCUACGUGAUCUCCUGCUCCCCGAUACAGUGCCGCACGCCCAACGCCCUGAGGUGGCUAUCCGUGAAGAGCCGGGGGGUCGAAUCAUACUCGCUGGUCUCACACAGGUCACCAUCAACUCAGUAGACGAUCUGUUGAACGCACUCAACUUUGGCUCUUCCAUCCGCCAGACUGACGCGACCGCGCAAAAUGCAAAAUCCUCGCGCUCCCACGCUGUCUUCAGCUUGAACCUUGUCCAAAAGAAGACCUCGUCCACGCCCACCGCGAAACAUGACAAGCGCCGAUCCGUGCCUCUCGAAGCCAUGUCCGGCUCAGGCGAGAGCCUGGUCACGAUUGACAGCAAGCUGCACUUUGUGGAUCUUGCGGGAAGCGAAAGGCUGAAGAACACACAAGCUUCUGGGGAAAGGGCAAGAGAGGGCAUUUCCAUCAACGCUGGAUUAGCAAGCUUGGGCAAGGUCAUUUCCCAGCUCUCCUCGCGUCACCACAAUGCUCACAUCUCUUAUCGAGAUUCGCGCCUCACACGACUGCUCCAGGAUUCCUUGGGUGGCAACGCCAUCACAUACAUGAUUGCUUGCAUAAACCCGGCAGAAUUCCAUCUCAGCGAAUCGCUGAACACAGUACAGUAUGCUCAGCGUGCUCGUGCGAUCCAGAUCAAGCCACAGAUCCAGCAGAUCCACGACGAUAGCGACAAGCAGGCGACGAUUGAGCGACUCAGAAAUGAGGUUCAGUUCUUGAGGGACCAGAUGAGGCUCUCCCAAAACACCAGCCGAACGAACCCGGAUCCGAGCGAACGCGCCAGUCAACAGUACGAGCGCGAGAUGGAACUCCAAAAUCAGCUGCUCGAUUUCCAGGAAAAUUACACCGCUCUUAGUCUCCGUCACUCAAAGCUGAUUGCCGAGAUCUCUAGAGUAAGGGACGAUGAUGCUGCAGACACCCCCAUACUCCGGGGCACUGUUGGUGAUACUGCGCUCGAGCGUCUGAAGAGGUCCAAUUCUUUCGCAGACGCCGUUGAAGAUGUAGUUUUGGAGUACGAAAAGACGAUCCAAGCAUUAGAAUCCUCUCUUUCGAACACGCGAACCUCUAUGUCUGGACAAGAAAGCGAACUCCUAGAGCGAGAGGCUCGCAUCUCGCUGCUCGAAAGCCACAAUCACCAGCUGCAGUCCCGUAUGCAGAAGGCCAUGGAACGUGAUGCUAGCAACGAGGAAUACGUCAAAUCACUCGAGCGACAGAUUGACAACUCUGUCACCGGUGUAGAGAGGACUGACACCACUAUCACGGACCUGCGCGAUAAGUUACAGAAGGCCAGAGAGAACGAGUCUAGCUGCGAGGAUUACAUAUCUACCUUGGAAGAGCGCCUUGCUGAGAAUGAGCAAGAAGUGGAAGUCAUGACUCGUGAGAUCGAGCGCCUUAAGCACGUCGUCGAGAGGCAGCGGAGCAUUGGCAAGCUGGAUAAUCUUCUGUACGAGCUUGAUACCGUCCGCCAACUGGACGCCAAACCAGAGGAAGUCUCGACGAACGGUCACAGCAGAGGCCCCAGCGACCCCUUCAUCGAGAAGCGAGUGUCUGGUGGUGGACAAUUCACCCUUGAAGGUGCUCGUCACUUCAGCUCUACGGUGGAUGCCAUUGCCGAGGAAGACGAUUCCGAACGCCCUACUACAGCAGGAGCCACAAGCGGCAAGAGCGAGUUGGCAGUUCAGGAGGAUGGCCGCUCGAUUCGAAGUAUCUCGGUCCAAGGCCUUGCUGCAGAUGGCGGCCUGGAAGAGCCGUCAAGCCCUGCACAAUCCAGGUUCGUUCAUGACAAGCUCGACUCUGUCACGCAAGAGCUUUUCGAUCUCCGAGUCGAACAUGAGGGAACAUUGCAAGAUUACGAGAAGCUCGCGAGCAAAUAUCAAGAAGCCCUACGUACCCUGGCUUCCCUUCAAGAUACCGUAGACGAAGCGCGCCAUGGAUCCUCCCGUUCGUCAACUUUUUUAGGCAACGUCGCAACCAACGACCUCAACAAGGAGCUCGAACAGUCUUUGUCGUCGCGUGCAUUGUCCUCGGAGUUAUUGUCAGCAGAGUCUGGCAACGAUACUACGCCUGAGGAUGCCACUGAGGCUGACGUUCGCCGGCCGUCGAUCGCUUCCACUGACAGUGGAACCUCCGUUCCUAAAGCACUGCUUGUCCAGGAGCUGCAGGCAUUGAAGUUACUUCAUGGCGAGAAGGAAGAGCGUGUCGCUGAGCUCAAGCGGGAUUACUCGGACCUGCAAGAGCAGCACCAGGACGCAUUGGAUUAUGUUGAGGAGCUGAAAUCCGAAGUGACCAGGGCUCAUUUGACUGCGCGCCCCAGCUCUCCGUCAGUCCACAUGAUCCGCCGCAAGUCAAGUCAAGCAUUGCUUUCAAACGACCGCUCUAACCGUGCUGUCAAUUCUCUCCGCAAUCUGGCAUUGGACAAGCUCGAUGAAGAACCUGGCCUUGCUUUCGAGAACAACCUGAGUACAAUCCUGUCAGAACUCAACACCAGAUCUGAGAGGGUUCAAGAGCUCGAGUCUGAAGUUGCCUCAGUACGAAAGGAGAUGGAGGGUAAGAUGACCCUGAUCAGUGGCUUGACGAAGGAGAGGUCCAGCCUCAAGGCCUCCACCCCCCUGGACAUAUCUAUCGUUGCUACCAUGCAAGAUCAGAUCAAGCAAAACGAAGAGCAGAUGCAAGAAUUAAAGAAUCUGCAUGCCCAGCGAGAGUCUGCCUUGCGGGAGCAGGUGGCCCUCCUCACGGCCUCGGCAAGAUCGCCGGAGUCUUCGAGCGAAGCGCCGUCUUCUCGCGAACUACCUGACGCUGCUGAGGGUGAUGCUGUUGCGACCGACAAUGAGACGCGUCAUCGACAGCUGAUCAGCCUAUCUAAUGAGGCUGCCCAAUGGCAAUCAAAGCACCUUGAGGCGAUCGAAGCCACCAAAGCGUCCGAAAAGCAACAUCUUAGCACCGUUCGAGAAUUAGAGUCUGCCAUGGAACAGCUCCAGGCAAAUCACACUGCUCGACUGACCGAGUUAGAAGAUGCCAAGGGUGUUGAAGCAUCGGCUGCACUCGAACAAGAGCGGACUAGGCAUGCAGAGCUUGUGGCUGCUUUGCAGAACCAGGUUGACGAGCACAAAGCGACCGCAGGUAGUAAUGCAGCCCGUCUAGCUGAGCUCGAACAUUCGCAUGCGAACAUCAUCAAGCAGGUGGAGGAAGACUCCGAGGCUAGGGCAUUGACUGAGAAAGAGCUCGAUACUCACAAGUCCCUCGUUGCCAACCUUGAGCAUCAGAUUGAGGAGCACAAGUCUGCCAUUGAGUACCACCAGCAGGGCAUGGACUCCUUGCAAAAGUCUCAUGCAGCCGAGCUCGAGAAGUUGACCUCCGAGCUCACAACUCACCAAGAGUCGAACACUAUACUCCAAACCGAUCUGUCCAAAGCCAAAAACGAUUUGGAGACCCUUCUGCGGGGUGUCGCUAGCGCUUUGAAUCAAGAAGUCGAGGUUGAUCAAGUGCAGUCACAAGUUGAGGCUUUAGUCGAGGCCCGUAAAUCGCUCACAGCACGCAUGGACCAAGCUCUUGAUGAUCUCGAGGCAGCUAAAGUCGAGUUGUUAGAGUCGAAGACGAUGACUCAAACUCUGAGGGACAACAUGAAGGAGUUCGAGACCCUUAACGCCGAGACCAUCAAGGAGCUCGAGCGUGUCAGUGACAAAGAACGCAAGAGCUCCCGUUUGGUUCAAGAGUUGGAGGAUCAACUCAAUCAAAACUGGGAUCAGCAUGAAGCUGCCAACAAUCGUCUGUCUGCUCUUCAGACAGAGCGCAGUCGUGAGUUUCAGGAUGUUGUGGUCCAUCGCGAACAACUUGAAAAGGAUCUUGAGGAUUCUCGGGCCAAGAUUGUCCUCCUUGAAUCGCAAGUCGCAGCCAAGCGAAACUCUGCUCGAAUGUCCAUGGAUCCUCGUGAAGAUCUGCAGAGAUCCGACUCUAACAACUCUAACGGUCGUAAGAGCUUGAACAUGUCUCUACCCUCCCCACCUCCGGCCAUCCCGCUGCCUCCUCUUCCGCCCAACAGUCCUCCUCCCCAUCAAACACACGCUCCCUCCCCGCCGUCCUCGCGUCACCAGAGUAAGGACAUCGCACAUGCUCAGCUGGUGGAGGAUCAAGAAGCUCGGAUCCGCACUAUUGAAAAGCACUUGUUUGCCGAGAAGCAGCUGACAGCUACUCUCGAAGACGCACUGACCGACCUUGAAUCGUCCAGUCAAAAGACCAAGGGCGAUUUGGAUCAGUACAGGAAGAAGUGUGCUAGCCUAGAGGAAGAGAUUAACGCCAUGCGCAAAGAGCGGGUCGCUACACGACACUCUCUCCAGGCUGUCGAAGAAGAGCGCAACGCUCGUCUACGCGUUGAGGCAGAGCGCGCACACCUUGAGGCUCGUAUGGCUGCCCUCAACGACGCCAACAAGAAGAAUAAGAAGAAGGGCACCUUGAACUGCUUCUAAGCUCGUUGAGGUUGCAGCACAGUUCAUGUCGUAUAUUUUCACUUUGCUGCGCAUUGGUAUAUGGCGUUUCAUACCCUGAUACACUUUUUUUCCGUCACCAUGUCGACUUAGUUUUGAGAUGGAUGACAUGUUCUGGAUGCUUCUUUCCAAUUGGGUCUUCUACUUUGCCCAACUUCUCCCUUGGGGUCAUGUAAGAGUCAAACAUACUCGCCACAUACCCCCUCUUCAAGUACUUUUUUGUUCCAUUAUUUUGCAUUUGCAUUUUUGCGCGUCUGCGUACCCCAUACCCCAUACCCGCUUUACUUCUUAAUGUAUACAAUGUUUGGUGGGAGGAGAUAGUCCGGAUACGACAUAAUUCGUGGAGGAGGGACAGACUUGACAUAUGCUCUAAUCUUUUCGAAGGCAUUGAUGAAGUACACGACGGCAUGGCACUGCUCUAGUAGCACGGUCACAUGACGAUAGCAUUUGAAGAAUCGAUUUUGUUUACACC
Boeremia exigua is the source of this 5664-nucleotide messenger RNA. RefSeq names its product kinesin family protein-like protein. NCBI's taxonomy places the organism in Eukaryota, Fungi, Ascomycota, Dothideomycetes, Pleosporales, Didymellaceae. The transcript has 4 exons. Gene Ontology annotation, biological process: microtubule-based movement; mitotic spindle organization. The record is from RefSeq and is a predicted model, not a curated record. Gene Ontology annotation, molecular function: microtubule motor activity; microtubule binding; ATP binding. The coding region runs from base 27 to 5174 and encodes 1715 amino acids.